Messenger RNA from Sphaeroforma arctica JP610, 400 nucleotides. RefSeq lists its product as hypothetical. The annotation marks the transcript as partial. NCBI's taxonomy places the organism in Eukaryota, Ichthyosporea, Ichthyophonida. The transcript has a single exon. The record is from RefSeq and is a predicted model, not a curated record.
CAGCCAACCAGCCGACGAUCCCAACGGCCACUCGCUCCCGGCACUAGGCGCCGCACCAAUAAAAGGCGACCAAAUAACCCAAGAACCAAUCAAAACUGAGAGAAAUGGAGGGACCGACCAACCCUCUGACGCCGAAGGCGAUGUGCACGGCCUGGGCCUAUCAGAUGACGAUGACGAUGACGGGGAUGGUGAUGACAGUAAUGAAGAUAGUAAACACGCACACAGUGACGGCGACGUAAGUAAUGACGGUGACGGUGAUGAGGAGGUCAGCAUCAACGACAGUGACUUCGACGGCAUGUCAGACGACGACGAUGAUGAUGACGAUGAUGAUGAUGAUGAUAAUGAUGAGGUGUGUGUGUCUGGUGUUGUUGCUGCGUGUCUGUGUAGAUGGGUGGUUUGA